This is a messenger RNA of Hippopotamus amphibius kiboko, 5266 nucleotides long. Its product is annotated as carboxyl-terminal PDZ ligand of neuronal nitric oxide synthase protein. Bases 225 to 2291 code for a protein of 688 amino acids. The record is from RefSeq and is a predicted model, not a curated record. The transcript is spliced from 12 exons. Gene Ontology annotation, molecular function: nitric-oxide synthase binding. Lineage: Eukaryota; Metazoa; Chordata; Mammalia; Artiodactyla; Hippopotamidae.
GCCGCAGCGCCGCCCGCGUCGCCCGCGUUCGCGCCGCCCGGCCCUCGCGUCCUCCCGGUCCCGGCUUCCACGGCCGCCGCGCUGCCAGAGAGCCCCCGCCCCGCGACCCCCGGCUCCCGCCUCCUCGGCGCGCCGCCGCCCCCGGCUCCCGCCUCCUCCCCGGGUCUCGCCGGCCCCUUCCUGCCGCCGCCGCCGCCGGAGGAGCCGGUCCACUGCGGGUCACCAUGCCGAGCAAAACCAAGUACAACCUUGUGGACGAUGGGCACGACCUGCGGAUCCCCUUGCACAACGAGGACGCCUUCCAGCACGGCAUCUGCUUCGAGGCCAAGUAUGUCGGAAGCCUGGAUGUGCCGAGGCCCAACAGCAGAGUGGAGAUUGUGGCUGCCAUGCGCCGUAUCCGGUAUGAAUUUAAAGCCAAGAACAUCAAGAAGAAGAAGGUGAGCAUUAUGGUUUCAGUGGAUGGAGUGAAAGUGAUUCUGAAGAAGAAGAAAAAGCUUCUUUUAUUGCAGAAGAAGGAGUGGACGUGGGAUGAGAGCAAGAUGCUGGUGAUGCAAGACCCUAUCUACAGGAUCUUCUACGUCUCUCACGAUUCCCAAGACUUGAAGAUCUUCAGCUAUAUCGCUCGAGAUGGUGCCAGCAAUAUCUUCAGGUGUAACGUCUUCAAAUCCAAGAAGAAGAGCCAAGCUAUGCGAAUUGUCCGGACGGUGGGGCAAGCCUUCGAGGUCUGCCACAAGCUGAGCCUACAGCACACCCAGCAGAAUGCCGAUGGCCAGGAAGAUGGGGAAAGCGAGAGAAACAGCAACAGCUCAGGGGACCCAGGUCGCCAGCUCACCGGAGCCGAGAGGGCCUCCACGGCCACCGCAGAGGAGACGGAUAUCGACGCGGUCGAGACCCCACUGCCGGGGAAUGACACCCUGGAAUUCAGCCGAGGUGUGACCGACCUUGAUGCUGUAGGAAAGGAAGGAGGCUCCCACACAGACUCCAAGGUCUCAUCCCACCCCCAGGAGCCCAUGCUGACAGCCUCGCCUAGGAUGCUCCUUCCCUCUUCUUCUUCGAAGCCCCCGGGCUUGGGCACGGGCACAGGCAUGGGCACGCCGCUGUCCACCCACCACCAGAUGCAGCUCCUCCAGCAGCUCCUCCAGCAGCAGCAGCAGCAGACACAAGUGGCUGUGGCCCAGGUUCACUUGUUGAAGGACCAGCUGGCUGCUGAGGCUGCGGCACGGCUGGAGGCCCAGGCUCGCGUGCACCAGCUCCUGCUGCAGAACAAGGACAUGCUGCAGCACGUCUCUCUGCUGGUCAGGCAGGUGCAGGAGCUGGAGCUGAAGCUGUCAGGACAGAAUGCCAUGGGCUCCCAGGACAGCUUGCUGGAGAUCACCUUCCGCUCUGGAGCUCUUCCCGUGCUCUGUGACCCCACGACCCCAAAGCCAGAGGACCUGCACUCGCCGCCCCUGGGUGCGGGCUUGGCCGACUUUGCCCACCCAGCGGGCAGCCCCUUAGUCGACCACAGCAUGUUUGAGAACUUGAACACAGCCCUCACUCCAAAGCUCCAGUCGAGCCGCUCCUUCCCCCACUUGUCCAGGCCUGAGGCCCCCGGCUCUGCCACCCUGGGGUCUGUGGAGGCCGGAGGGCCUGGACUCUGGGUGGGCAGCAGCCAGCACCUCAAGAACCUGGGUAAAGCCAUGGGGGCCAAAGUUAAUGACUUCCUGCGGAGAAAAGAGCCCUCGAGCCUGGGCAGCGUGGGCACAACGGAGGUCAACAAGACUGCGGGGGCCCAACUGGCCGGCGGGGCUGAUGUGGGUGACGGAAGGUCAUUCCCUCGGCUGGACCCUCCGCCACCCACCACCCGGAAGCGAGCCCCUCGGGCACUGAAGACCACCCAGGACAUGCUGAUUUCAUCGCAGCCUGUCCUGAGCAGUCUGGAGUAUGGGACAGAGCUGUCACCCGGGCAGCCCCAGGACUCCCCUCCCACUGCCCAGCCCAGCCCAGCCGAGGCUUCAGAGCCAGAGGCCACCGUGGAAGUGGUGGACAGGGGCGAGGCUCAGCCCAAUGGAGAGGUUUCCCUGUCGGUGCCUGACCUCAUCCACAAGGACGGCCAGGAUGAACCCAAGCUAAAGGUGACUGAGUGCAGAAGGGCCUCCUCCCCUGGCCUCAUCGAGAGAAAUGGCCUCAAACUCAGCCUGAGCCCCAUCAGCCUGGCUGAGCCUCUGGGGGACAGCAGCCCGCCUCCUCGGGCACGGACCUCCAGCCUUGACAAUGAGGGCCCUCACCCGGACCUGCUGUCCUUCGAGUAGAGCUGCUUCUGUUCCUGCUGAGCACCCCUGCCCCUCUGCUCUCUCCUCCACGGUGCGCCCGGGCCCUUGCCCCAGGUCCACCCUGCUGUCUGUCCUCCUUGCACAAGGCACAGCGGAGUCCAUUCUCCCACACGGGCUGUUGCAGGGCCAAAAGUCCCUGAGUGGCCCUAGUUCAAUGGCCUGUCGUGAAACGGCGGAAGGACUCCGGUGCCAGCCCAGCUCCCUGCGCGCUGGCUGCAGCCCUUGGAUGUCAGGGUCUCUGCUCCCGAGGUGCCCUGGCUUCCUGCUGACCACAGGGCCAGCAGCCCAGGAUGAAGGGUAUUCUCUCUGUCUCCCACAUGAUGCCUGCUCUUCUCCCUCCCAUCUGCUCCUGGUUCCUUCCUUCUCCCCCCUGGGGGCCAGAGGCCUCCUGCCCCAGGGGAAAUCGGGCUGGAUGAGGCAUGAUGGGUUUGGCUUGAUGAUGGGCCCAGACCCAGAAAGCCACACACCCUGAGCACAGCCCAGCCACAGCUCCUCCUGGUCCCAAGACAGCACAGGCCUUGGGCUGUCACCUUGCCUCUGCCCGUGUGGAAGCGGGCUGGGGAGAUGCUUACCAGGCCCGAGACCUCAGGCAGCCUUGUUGCCCAUGGUUCACGGGGUGUUUCUCAUCUAGCCUGAGGCAGGGCACAGAGCCAGCCACUGAGAGCGCCUGCCCAGCAUGGGAGUGUGGAGAGGCACUGGGCAGUAUGAUGCAGCCAGCUACGCUCGGGCUCCCUGCACAGGAGAGAGCCUGGCUUCCCUUGCUGUGUGUGGAGACAGGGCUAGGCAGGCCCCGGCAGAAGCAGCAGAGCAAGUUGUGAUCUUCUUUGGGAAGGAGGGCCCAGGAACCUGGCAUCCAGGGAGCUGGUCCCUAGAGAACCCAGAGCAGUCGUGGAUAAGGCAGUGAAAAUGAGAUGUGGAAAGAGUAGUCGUAAGGGUUCAGAGCAGCUUGUCAGGGUUUUCGCAGCCUGAUGUGAUGUAGUUCCAGGGUCUCGACAUGGUAAGUGCAAGAAGCAAGGUGAAGAGUGUGAGAGGUUGGAAUGUGGUAGGAACCAUGGGGCAGGCCACUGUUCAGUAGGAGGUGCUCUACUUUUGUCUUGAAGGUGCUGUCUACCCGCCUGCCUCUGGGCAUCUGUGAGGCACUGACAGUUCACACAACCCCACUGGUUCUGCCCUCCUGGGUUAACCCACUUCUGUGUUCCUGUCUCCCACCAGGGGUCCUGUCAUGCUGUUUUCCUGUGGCCAGGAGACCCUGUCGGGGGGUGAUCCCAAUCCUGGGGGCCUUUGCAGCAAGAAGAGGACGUGCCUUUUUUUGAGCAGGGUGGCUGGUCCCUGGGGGAAGGCUGGGCGUGGCGUGUCUGGCCGGAGCAGGCUGUCUAGUCCUCCUGUGCCUCCUGCUGCCUUCCCUUUUCUAUUCUUUGUUCAGCUUCCCACUCUGGCUGCCCCAGAGCUCACUGCCCACUUCAUCUCAUCACCCAGCUCCCUGCUCUCCUCCCCACCACCUCUGCCGAAUAAAAUGUCCAAGCUGACUCCUGCAGACCCAGGAGCCUCGGGGGACCACCAGGAUGCGGGCUGCCCUUCCUGCAUCCUUGCUUCUGCAGCCGUGUGGCCUUGCCACAGCUCUCCUGCCGCCCUUUCUCCUACCCUGUGUUCUCGCAGCGAAGCUCUGUCCCAUCUUCCUCAGGAAGGUCCGUGCACACCAGGAACCUUGCAGGCCAUGGUGAAAUGAGCGAGGCCAUUACGGAACUGAGUCGAUCCUGCCUUACUCCAGGAGCAUCCCAGGGAUGUGAUAACUGACCCUGAUGCUCAGAAGUUCUCAGGACUAGCAUUUGGGGGCCUGUGAGUUUUCCCAGAAUGGCUUGGGGUUCUGCACAAAAUGCAGAGCUGGGGUAGAGAACUAAACCCAAGUGCUAGGAGCUAGCCCACUUUCAUCUGUGCUUCCAUACCAGAAGCCUGGUUUGCUUCUCUGAUGGGAAACUUACCAGGUACCUACACCCUGGAGCUGCUCCUCUUCCAGAGACUAGGGUGGCUCUUGCCGGGUGAUAUUGUAACCAUAGGUAAAAAAGGUGGCAGGCCUGGGCUGGCUUAAGCACACUGCUCUCGGCUCCACUACACCCAGCCACUGCUGAGGUCCUGGCCUUCAGACCCAGGGUUAGCACAGGGAUCCUAUCAGGCUGUCCCAGGACCAUGGCCAGGGUGACCCCAGAGUUCCUCAGACUCAUGUCUGGUACCAAAUGUGUGGGACCCUGCUUCAAUGUCUAGAUGGCCUCUUUGCAAUCUCCACCUCAGCCAUCCUUCUGGAGCAGGGGUGAUGCUGCUGCAAGCCUCUCUGAGGCUAAAAUUGGGACCUAAAUGCUACAGAGAGGGCCUGGUGCUAGGAGCUAAGUGUUGCCUAAAGGCCAGUAGGAGCAGUGACUUCUGUCCUGCUGAGGGACCCGGCUCAGACCAUCUCUAUGCAAAGCCCCACUUGGCUCCCGUGUCCAUGUCAACAACCGGACCUGCCCAUGAAGGCAGCGUGGCAGUCACCCCCGAAACACACACAUCCCUCAUGGUGAAUCCAGCUUCUCUGGAAGCUUGACUGUCGGGUGGCCCAGUCAGCCCAAGUGCAGGGUACCGGGGAGAAAUGAAGGGCCUGUCUUCUGUGUCCACAGAAGGUAGUUGGGGUCACGUAGUUUUUUCUCUGCCUGUUACCCCCUGUCCUGCAUCCUCAUAUUCAGCAAGAGCUUUACCCUGAUAGAUGCAAGGUGAACUUUCAGAACCUGGCGGGAAGGUGGCGUCUUCCCCUGCAUGGAGAGAAAUGUGUCCGUUAACACAUGUGGGUGAUGUGCACACUUUCACAUCAUCAUCAGCAUUUAAAGAACAAAGACGUUGGCCCCAGUUUGGGGGAAGAAGAAUAUUACAGAGCUAUUCCGAGUAUUUUCUAGAGUUUUUAUAUUUAUAUUUUUAGUAAUUUUCUG